Messenger RNA from Trichomonas vaginalis G3, 315 nucleotides. RefSeq lists its product as uncharacterized. The transcript has a single exon. Lineage: Eukaryota; Parabasalia; Trichomonadida; Trichomonadidae. The coding region runs from base 1 to 315 and encodes 104 amino acids. The record is from RefSeq and is a predicted model, not a curated record.
AUGUCCCACGUCCCACCAACCGAGUCCAAUCUCAAUCCAGAAGAACCGAAAGCACCAGCCCCUACACCUCAGUUCCAACAAUUCCAAUCUCAAUCCAAAUUACUACCAAUUUCCACCUCAAGGUUACUACCAAUUUCCACUACAAGGCUUCCCGAACUACCCUCCUCCUCAGCCUAUGCCUUACUGCCCCAACCCUUGGAUGUUCCAGCAAGCUCCACCCCAACAAUUCCAAUUCCAAUACAAAUCGAAGAGAGACCAAGAGAUCGAAGAAGGUCUGAACCGCUUACGCAAAGAGUAUGCUACAGCUCCAAUUGA